Messenger RNA from Daphnia pulicaria, 1954 nucleotides. RefSeq names its product proliferation-associated protein 2G4-like. Bases 153 to 1727 code for a protein of 524 amino acids. Lineage: Eukaryota; Metazoa; Arthropoda; Branchiopoda; Diplostraca; Daphniidae. The record is from RefSeq and is a predicted model, not a curated record. The transcript is spliced from 9 exons.
ACUGAGAGGAAGAGAAUUUGAGAAGAAAGCAAGAACAAGAAGCAAGAAGUUCGAAAAUCAAAGCAUCAAAGCAGUGUUGAACAACGAAAUCAGUAUCACAUAAACGGUCAGCUUCCAUAUCUUUGGUUUCAAGUGACAAAGAUUUUAGAGAAAUGUCUAACAUGGAUAAAGUAAUGCAGAGUGAAGCAGCAAAGGAUGGGGUGAUGAUUCCGAAUAACAUGGCAGACAAAGAUACAGAUGAACAAGAAGAGACCAUCGCCGAAGAUCUCGUGGCUAUACAAAAAUAUAAGAUGGCUGGCGAGAUUUCUAAUUUUGUGAUUCAAGGAGUUAUUUCCCAAUGUGUAGCAGGAGCUUUAGUUCGAGAUCUGUGCUCACUGGGAGACAGACUUGUCCUUGAAGAAACCGCCAAGGUCUUUAAGAAGGAAAAAGAUGUAAAGAAAGGCAUUGCUUUCCCUACCUGUGUCUCUGUCAACAACUGUGUCUGCCAUUUUUCUCCUUUGGCUAGUGACACAGAUGUGGAACUGAAUGACGGUGAUGUUGUUAAAAUUGAUCUUGGUGCUCACGUUGAUGGCUUCAUUGCGUCUGUGGCUCACACUGUUGUUGUUGGCAGUUCACCAUCAACUCAAAUAACUGGCCGCAAAGCUGACAUUCUCCUGGCAGCUCACUAUGCCUCUGAAGCUGCUUUCGGGUUAAUGAAAUCUGGUACAGAGAACCAAGCAGUUACCAACGUUGUCCAAACCGUUGCUGAAGGUUUCCAAUGCAAACCGAUCAUUGGAAUGCUUAGCCACCAGCUCAAGCAGUUUGAGAUCAACGGUGAAAAGUCUAUCAUUCAGAACCCAAACGAGAAGCAGCGUAAAGAGCACGAAAAAAGUACCUUUGAACUCUACGAAGUGUACGCUAUUGAUGUUCUAAUUAGCUCUGGUGAAGGAAUGGCUAAGGAGAUGGACACUCACACAACCUUGUUUAAAAAAAACAAAGAGACAUACGCAUUGAACAAGAAGGCUUCCCGUGCUCUUCUCAAAGAAGUCAACUUGAAGUGCGGCACAAUGCCGUUCUGCCUUCGUAACCUGGAAGACGAGCAGAAAGCUUGCGUGGGAGUCCCCGAGUGCGUCUCCCACAAAUUGCUCGAACCUUUUCCCGUUCUUUACGAGGAGCCAAAUGAAAUUGUGGCCCAAUUCAAGUUCACCGUCUUGUUGAUGCCAAACGGUCCGCAGAAGAUAACUGGGCUCUCAUUUGAUCCGACGGCCUUCCAAAGUGAAAACAGCAUCACCGACGAGGAAGUCAAGAAACUAAUAACCUCCUCGACUCGUAGCAAGCCUAACAAGAAGAAUCCUGAAACAACUGAAGUGGCGAAGAAACCUGAUUGGCUAAUGAUUUUGGACACCAAAAUUGAAGAACUUCGCGCAAUGAAAGGUGUUGACGACUCGCCCAAUUUGCCACUGGACUUUCAACUGCAGUCACUGCAUGAAACACGCUCAGCUCCAGUCCAAGGGGUAGACUAUGCAGCCAUUCACGGCAACAUAUUAGCACUGAUGCGGGGUGAAGAGCCCAAGAAACUUGACCCAGGGACAAUGGCGAAAUUUUCCCAGCUGUGGCAGCUGCACAAGCAACGUAUCCUAGCACUACCUGAAGUUCCAUUUCCAGAAUUCCAACCAAAAGCGGGAUCUGCUCUCGAAAGCAAGAUGGAGUCAACGGAACAAAACUCCGAGAAUUGGUCAGCUGACUAGUUGGUAGCUAAGGAAAUUCUUCUUUCGGAUAAUGUUGAUAGUAUCGAUGAGUUUUUCCUCUCGCAUGCGUCGUUGAACCCUUAGUGGAUAAGUUUGAGCAUCACAUUGUUUCAAAAUUGAAAUCCCGUGUUACGUGUUUUGCUUGAAAUCGUUUCGGCUUAAACUGUGUUUUAAUAAAUUCAACCUGCCAUUGCAUACUCAUCAAUUACUUGUCGAAUAUUUCAUUG